AUGGUUAAGUGCAGACAUCGCAAGGGCCCAAAUGAGGGUGACGAAGAUCAAAAUAAGAGUUAUGAAGGUCAGAAUAAGGGUCUCGAGGAUCAGAAUAUUGGUCAUGAGGGUCAGAUUAAGGGUCUCGAGGGUGAGAUUAAGUGUCACGAGGGUCUUCUGGGUCGCGAGGGUCAGAUUAAUGGUUGUAAGGACUCCAAGAUUAAGAGUCGCAAGGGUCAAAAUAAGGAUCACGAGGGUCAAAAUAAGAGACAUAAAGGUCAUGAAGGUCGUGAGGUGUCUCCCGCACUGCCCCUCGUCGAUGUUGUACGGGGUCGAGACCCCGAUAGGGACAGGAAGAGGGAGCACAUAUGUGAUAGAGAGUCCCAUCAGUCCGGCCAGGAGCGAGAAACGAGAGAAACCCGGGAAAAACACAGAGACAGGGAGCGGGACAGACUGCGGGAACGGGAACGUGACGUAUCGGUCUGUGGAAUUGAACCACCUGAUCCCGUUUUCGUAUCGUCCUCAGCGGCUCUACUCGCGCUGCAGAGGAUAAAGGAGGCCUCGCUGGUAUUUCACAAGCGGCCGACGCUGACACCAGGAAUUGGAUUGGGCGGACGUGGUAACAGCGGGGUUACCAGUAACGGUGGUAGUCUCGGUGUUGACGCUGACUGUGGUGAUGCCCUCAAGCGGCGCAAGGUCCACAGGUGCGACGUCGCCGGAUGUGACAAGGUUUACACCAAGAGUUCGCAUCUCAAGGCGCACAAGAGGACACAUACCGGUGAGAAGCCGUACCAGUGCACGUGGGAGGGCUGCACGUGGAAAUUCGCCCGCUCGGACGAGCUCACACGGCAUUAUCGAAAACACACGGGACAAAAACCAUUCAAGUGCCAUUUGUGCCAGAGAUCAUUCUCCAGGAGUGAUCAUCUGUCACUGCAUAUGAAGAGGCACUGACCGAUGUACCAUUUCAUCACUGGGUAUAUUGUACAUUUUGAAUACAUCACGAGAGCUCAUGCUGGACGAGUUGACGUUUUACAUUCGGGACCUGAGAACAAUUUUUUUUUCUUUCUUCUCUCAAUUAAAUUGAGGAUUUAUGAUGAUUAAUAGGUGACAAAUUUUCAAACGGAUCGAUUCAAGUUCACUAGGAUUUUAGGGCUUGCGUAGGUUAUUUACGAUUAGAGGAGUUGCUCGAGCUUGUUGAAUUACGACUCGAUUAUAUUCAUAUUUAAUUUAAAAAUCAUAUUUAUAUUUUUUUUUCUCACGCGGUUUUUACGUAAGGCCAGCUCAACUAGUCUAGAGCAAUUUUAUCAAUCUUAAUGUUACGGAGAAUAAGAUGAAAUGGAGCCAGUAAAAUGUUUAAUUCUAA
Molecule: messenger RNA, 1342 nt
Organism: Diachasma alloeum
Lineage: Eukaryota; Metazoa; Arthropoda; Insecta; Hymenoptera; Braconidae
Product: zinc finger protein with KRAB and SCAN domains 1
Exons: 6
Coding region: 1-930 (309 amino acids)
Biological process (GO): regulation of transcription by RNA polymerase II
Molecular function (GO): DNA-binding transcription factor activity, RNA polymerase II-specific; RNA polymerase II cis-regulatory region sequence-specific DNA binding
Source: RefSeq, a predicted model, not a curated record